Messenger RNA from Diorhabda sublineata, 3607 nucleotides. RefSeq lists its product as uncharacterized. The record is from RefSeq and is a predicted model, not a curated record. The transcript is spliced from 9 exons. Lineage: Eukaryota; Metazoa; Arthropoda; Insecta; Coleoptera; Chrysomelidae. Bases 197 to 1816 code for a protein of 539 amino acids.
GUCAGUUUAGUCGGCAACUGUCAGUAGGGUAGGGUGGGAUUGUUUAUAUCUUUAUUUACAAACAAAUAAACGAAAAACAUUGAAAUGGAUUACUUAUUAUACAAUGAAUUUGUUUUUAAUUUAAAACUAAGUUUAAUUGACGAAAUGGUAUAACAUAUUCUAAUCAUCGAUAUUUAUUCUAGAUCAAUUUAUUAACAUGGAACAAGGAGAAGCUGAAAAAGAUAAGAAACAAGAUGAAGCUCAACAGCUAAGUCCAAAUGCUUUGAAGGUAGCAGCUGCAGAUUGCCUUAAUAGUUGGAUUCAUUAUUUACAGAUGUUGAAUAGUAUGUGCGCAGCUGGUUUGCGCCUAUCUCAAUCUCUAACAAAUCUGUCUCAAAUGCAGAACAUUCCUUUUGCUCUACAAUGCCAGACUAGCUGGGAAGAGCUAUCUAAAUCGACUGUAAUUGCUAGUAAUAAUGUAAAAACUCACAUUGCUAAUGCCAUGCAGGACAUGAGUAUUGGUGAGACAUUUACCGAAGGAGACGCUCAAAGGCAACAGGAGCACAAUCAACAGAUCAUAACUGAAAAUUUGCUCGCUUUUGUCAAUCUCCAAUAUCAGUUUUCCAUUGCUGGCUGUGAAAAUUUUGGGUCCAUGGCUAUGUGCCCGUUGUGUCAAACUGCCCCCGGUGGGAUUCAUAGCUCAGAAUGCAGCUUAGCUGCACUUCAACAAUGUUUUAACAGGGUAUUACAAGAGUCAUCUUCACAACGUUCAAGUCCCCAUUUACCAACAGAACUUUGUACAGACAGUCCCAAAAGUCACGAAAUGUCAAAAAGCGAAGUUCCAAGACAAAGAAGCCCCCAUUCAGACACUAGAGAACAUUCUCCACACGCAGAAGGUAUUCAUAGAGGACAAAGUCCCAUUCAUGCUUUCGGAGAAGGUACAAGCAAAACUAUAGGGCCUUUGGAGACAUUGCGAGGUCCUUUUCCUAUACCAGGUCCUUUGCAUACAAUGAAAUCUCCUUUCCCGGGUCGGGGUUCUCGAUCCCCUCUUCACUUUCCACUUUUUCCUUUGAAUUGUCAACGUCGCUGGUCGGAAGCUGGUGUUAUCGAAUCUUAUGGAGACAGCGGAGACGAACAGAGACGACGUUGGUCGAUGCCUUGGGAUACGGCAUGGGGAGAAGCUGGUCAACAGAGAUAUCUACCAUCGAAAUUAGCCGCCCCAUCUGGGUACCCUCAAGAAAAAAGCAGAAGUACUACUCCAGAAACUGUACCCCCAUUAUCCCAAGCUUCGUCUGGGGGUCCAGGUAUACUUCCUGGUACUGAAGGUUUGGCCGAAGCCAUACAUUUGUUGUCUUGUCGUCCUGCUAGAUGUUCAAUACCACAAACAUCUGGACAACAUUAUAUGCCUCAUUGGGGAGAAACGCACGAGGAAAGAAUGCACCGUAGACUGAUGUAUCCUGGACCAGCAUCCCAAAGGGGUAACUGGCAAUCUAUCGACGUACCACAUUCAAGCGGUAUGUCGGUGACUGAGCAUUGUGAUAUUUUUCCAUCGGGUUUACCAUUAACUUCAAGAAAAAGUAGCUCCUCAACUGAUUCCUCUUCAUGUCUGUCGAUUCACAGUCGAUCAACUACAAGUUCUUCAGAAAGGGGAUCCGCCAGUGAAGCUAGUGGCACUGAGGCUAUUCGACUUCACGCAAAUCUUUAUUCGAUGUGGAGUGGUAGUGAACAUCUACCGUUCAUACGUUUACCGGAAUCUCAAGAACCUCAAGAUGAUAGCGAUACUGAUGAUCCUUCUACAGAAAAAAGCAUCAGUAGAUAUUUUCCCAAACCCACUUAGUAUGAUACUACAACCAACUCCUUCGUUCCUCGAUUCCUGUAUUUCUCAAAUUUUCAUCAUUUGAACAUACCGUAUUUACCUAACCAUUUGUCAUCCUGGUUUAUUUAGUUCUCUAUCUCUUCAGAUUAUCGAUACCUAAGAGCAGAAAUUCCCAAACUUUUUUUCUAUUAAACAAAUUUCAAAAAACUUAUUAACAGAAUUAGUGAAUACAUUCACACCAUAUUCCCAACCCGUCAAAAAUUCAGAUCUUGGGGGUACACCUGGACCACUUUGGAUAUGUCCGUUUCGGAUUACUUUUGCAAAAAUCGAAAUAAAGUUUUGAUACUUGUAUAACUUUGAUAAUUAAUCAUUUUAUUGUUUGUAAAAACAUUACAUUCUUCAACCUGUUUUUCAUGUAAUUAUUAAAUGGACAUAGUACAUUUGUGCUCUAAAUUUUCUUUGUGUACUGAUUACUCAAUGCUUCUCUAUCCCUGGACUCUUUUUGUAACCUGUAGUUGAAAAUUGCUUGUAUUUAAUCCACUAAUCGACUCCAUGGUCUCUGUUUUUCAAUUUUUCCUGUCUGUUCUGUGUCUCAUAUUUUUUUUGUUGUUCUUAAAUCUCUCCCAGUUCCUUUAUUCUUUUGCUGUGUUCUGAUUCUUCAAAUAAAUUCCCUUUCCCUAUUUCGUUUUUAUUCUUAAAAUAAAUGGAAAUGAUGUUUUUUAAAAUUAUUUAUAAAUGUAUUCUGCCUGUUUUGUGUCGUUUUAAAGUUUGAAAGCAAUCGAAACGCUCAUGGAAUAUAACCAACCCCUCAUGGGAUGCUAGGUUUAUUUCUGAGGGAUAUAGUGACAGAUAUAACAUUAGGCAAAUUACUUAAAAUGGAACUAGGACUGGCCAUGUUCACAGAAGAACAGGCAAUCAGUGAAACAAAGGAAUUAUUGAAUGGAGACUGAGAGAAAAUGUCCUUAGAAGUAGAAGACGUCCACCAACAUGUUGGUCUGACGAUAUUAAGAAGUUAGUUGCCAGUUGGAUGACAAUUGCUAAGACCGUGUACCGUGGCAAAGUUUGUCUCAAUCGGUUCAUUAUUUUGCUCUGGUCUACUUCUCAGAAUAAAUUCCCUAUUUUAUUUAAACUCUUAAAAUUGGUGGUGUGAUGUAUAUAAUAUGGUGAUGUAUAAAAAUAUACAAAAAUACUUUCUGCUUGUUCAAUGAUAAUUUUUUUGUCGUUAUAAAGUCUGUCCCAGUCACUUUAUUCUUUCAAAUUCUGUUAUUUCACUCUCUUCUGCUUUCCCAUAUAAAUUUCCCAUCAAUUUUUCGCUCUUACAUCAACGGCAAGGAAGUUUUUUUCUCAAAAAUAUGUACAAAUACAUUUGCUUGCUCUGUCUCAUAAUUUUUUUGAUAUUCUAAAGACUCUCAGUUACUUUAUUCUUAUACAUUUCAUUAUUUUGCACUAACCCUAUUCCUAUUUUGCUCUUGAAUCAAUGGAAAUGAAGUUUUUUCAAAAAGAUAUUAAAAUACAUAUUUUUUUUCCUUCUAAGUCAUUGUAUUCUUUCAGAUCUUGUUAUUUUGAUCUGUUUUAAUUCCUAGAACAAAUUUCCUAUUUUGUUUUAUUUCUUAAAACGAAUCCAAAUGAUUUGUUUCAAUAAUAUGUGGUUGUUAUACAGUUUGUCCCAGUCACUUUAUUCCGGAUUCUGUUAUUUUCCUCUUUCUCCUGUUUCUCCAAAUAAGUUCCCUAUUUCUUUUUUCUUCUCAAAUCGAUGGAAAUAAUUUUUUAAAAUAUGUGAAUAUAAAAUAUAAUAAAAACUUGAAACUUCUA